CCGACGACGAGCAACCAGCCAGCCAGCCAGUCGUGGGGUCACCAGAUAAAUUAUGUCAAACCGAGUGGUGUUACGAACGUGAACUGUUAUCAGGAUCCGUCGUGAUCCGUAUACGAAAGUGUCGCGAGGUGCGCGCUCGUACACGACUCGCGUGUGAUAUCGCCGAUGCGGAACUUACGGCCUCGGUCGCCCGAGCGAGUUCUCGUUUAAAAAUUAGUGUUAAACUUUGAACGACCGUGCUCCGAGCGAACGUGCGCGUUCGCGUUCGUCGCAUCGUCUCCUCGUACAAAUGCACGAAUCCGUGACUGUUACUCGGACGAGAUCAUGCUGACCCGGCAACAUCAAUUGGAGCAGACGAUCGCACGAAAAUGGGGUUGAAACGACGGAGGAACAAAGCAGGGGCCCGAUGAACCGUUGAGCCUUGGCCGUGUAUGGAGGUGUGAAGAGAAAAAUGAUGACUGCCAUGGCCAGGUUGCCUUGCAAGCAGCAGACGUCGCCCUCGCAGCAACCGCGGGUCAAUAAUUUUUGUAACAACGGUCAGAACACGUAUUGGAACAUGCAGACCAGGCAUCCGGCGCCUCCGUACGUCAGGAAUCAUCAACGGCACACCGAUCACACCGGGAAGCGGAAGAGCGCGGUGGAGAUCCUCCAAGAGACGAAGGCGUUCUACGUGAAGAGCGAGACCGUGCUCGAUCGGAAGCAGGAGCUGAAGAACAGCGGUCAUCUUCAAGUUUCUCAGCUGAGCGCACCCAGCGCGCCACCCAGAUUGCUGAGGAAAUGCGGGAACACGUCGACCUGUUCGAUGCAACCGACGUCGCCGUCGCAGCUGGCACCUGGUCCGAUGACACCGCCCUGUUGCUGGGCGUCGUGCCACGAGCAGGACAGGCCGGACGGUAUCCUGAGCCCGCAACAAACACUGCCACCCGCACUGCCACCGAAGAGUCCGCGCUUGGUUCCUGUGCCGCAGCGGCGAGCGAUCUCGGGACCGCCGAGCAGUACCGGCGGCGAUCAGCUCCAAGCGAAAUUACGUCGCUUGCUAAACACCGACAGCAAGGAGAACGUAUUUUUUCCCGACAGCCUCUCGCAGACGGUCGUGCAGUCGAACGGUAUUCCGCAGGACGAGAAAUUCCGCUACUCGCCUGGAAGCCUGUCGCCCAACUUUCGCGACGACGAACGGCCAAAUCUUGACAACGAUCGUUUAAUCCCAAUUCUUCUGAUUCUUCAGCAUUGCUCGCAGGACGUCCGAUUCAAGUUCGGGCGUAGCAACUCGCACUCGCACACGUCCGGCAAGGCGAAUAGGAAGUCGACCAGCUCGCAGUCGGUGGAGAACACCGUCUGUCACAAAUCUCUGCCCGAUCUGCAUACCAGCACGAGGCGACGAGCGUCCCUCUCGCCACGUGCAUCGACCAAGUCGUCGAAGCCAUCCGGGCAUCGUCCAUCCUCGAGCAUUUGCCCGGAUUGUGAGACGAGCUCGGACUAUUCCGAGCACAGCUUCAAACGGGACGCGGUCUGUUAUCGCAGUUCCAGACACAUAAGACGAUCGUUGGGCUCUGGUGGCGGCGACGCCAGCAGCGUUCUGUCCGCCGGAGGUAGAACGCAUAAGUCGUCAGGUUCGAGCAAGUUGAGCCACGGUGCGACCGCUAGGGACUCCGGUGGAUCUUCCGGGCAUUGUACACCUCGUAGCGAACCACCGCCGGUGAUACAAGAUUGCUGGAGUCAUAUACGACGUGAUAGCGGCGCGUCUACUCAACACUCUACUGAAAAAGAUCGUUCGCGGCGAGGUAGUUACGCUAACGGUACCACGCCGUCUGUUGUCAGACGUUACAGCCCCGAUUCCGAGAGCAGUAACAGUCAGACGGAUUACAGUCCCACGUGCAACUCGAGGUUUUCCGACGGGUGGAAGGAGGGUCGCGGUCGCCCGAUUCUGAGAUCCAAAUCGGACAUCAGCGAUCGGUACUGGCGUCAGGACAACGGCAGAUCGAACAAAGUACCUGUGCGACCGCCGAGAUCGAUCACCCAGCUGGAAAAUUUCUUCGACUGUCUGGGCCUCGACUCGGACAAUUACCAGCGUAUCACGAAACCGGACUCCAAGUCGUCGUCCCCGGUAUUCUUCGACAGCGUGAGCUCGGUCGACUCGGCGCUGGGCCUUUACUCGUGGCCCGGUAACAACCAAACGAAUCAGGGCAGUCAAUGGCAGAACAAUGAUUGUAGCGUGGGGAUGGGCAACGACGAGACCAACCAAAGGGUCAGCGAUCCGCCGAGCAUCGUCGAGCGGAAUGCUCGGAUAAUUAAAUGGCUCUGCCAGUGUCGGAAAGUGCAGUUCGGGUAUAGUUAAGCAACGAGUUUCGGGGAAGAGAACGAGAGGACAAUCGAUUCUGGUCUCGUCGUCAGUGAGACGCUCCUUCUUGCCAGCGACGUUCGUUCGUUCUUCUUCUUGCUUUUAAAUCCCGUCUGGAUCAUCGCUUUAUUCCCGUUUCGUUGAGUUACUGUUUACCAGUUAUAAUUCUUCAUUGAAUCUUUACGAGCCUAUGUGCCAUCCGUAACUCGUUAUGCGUUCGUAUCGAGUCUUGUUUUUAUCGCCGUACGUCGAGAUUUGUAUAUAAGUUGUAGAGAUUAAAGGAUUUCGAUUGUUCUUCGUACGUGGACGAGUCGCACGUAGUUUCUUGCUUAUUUGAAUAGUCGUAUUACUUUUAUCCUCGUACGUUAGUUCUAUUAAAUUUACCAUGGGUAGAAUCAAUUAUUCUUCGGCUUAUUAACCGAGCGAGUUGUGUAUAAAAAUGAUGAAGUUUAUUCGAACGUUUUCCCUUGAAAUUAGGUCCCCCCCAUUAGUCGUUAGAAAAUUUGAUCGUUACUUUAUGUGUUAGGAGAGGUACGUAUAUUUCUGUUUUCAUACAUUAAUUUCCCAUGCCACACGUUUCGAACGAUGAUCGACGAGUGACUCGAUCUCGGAUGCUGAUUAAAAAAAAAACCACGGUUCGAUAUUUCUGGUUAAGUAGGAAUUGAAUUGUACGCGGUAUUAUAGUUGUAACAAAAAGGAGACGAGAUCUUAUCCUACAAUGCAGAAAGUACUCGCAAUGUUUUCGGUAGAAUCGUUCUAGUAGUGAGCAAUCCGAUCACCUGAAUGUUUUAGAUGGAUCUAGGCAAUUGCAUUAAUCUCUGUAUCGGCGACUGCAUUGUAGAAGUAAUAUUGGUACAAAACGGAAAGGUAUGUGAUUUUUACAGAAUUUUUCCUCCGUGAAAAACUUCGCUAACGGAAUUUCUAAUAAGGAAUUUAAUCGAAUUUUCAUGUUGACGUUUUUAUAUCUCGUAAGUCUUGUUGAAUGAAAUUUACGUUCGAUCGUUGCGAAUUAUUUCGAAUCUAAAUCGUUUGAAUCAGCCUGGCUCUCGUGUCUCAAGAGCCAUGGGGGAAUCAAGUACCGAAACAUUUCAUCGUAUCUUCAGUAUUUUAUGUAUCUACUUUGUGCCUAAAACAAUUGUUGAGAAAUCUUAUUUGAAGAAGCAAAGAGACAAACUAUUCUGAUCGUUUAAUAUAUGAAAUAUUUUCAAUAUUUUAUUAACGAGGUUUUCGAUUUCGCGGAUUUGAUAAGAUUUAAUAUCGUUUAAACAUUGAAGGAAAUCGAGAGUAUCACAUAUUUUAGACGGUUUCGAUUAAAAGGUAUUUUCCGAUCGCGAAAGCUUGUGUUCGAUGAGGAAAAGAACUGUCGUUCGUUUGUCGCUUAAACUUCUCCCGACACACUGUGCAAUAAUAUCGAUAAUUCACUUAGGGUGUCUGUUAUUUUAGACGAUCCGGCAAGCUAGUUCGUACCGUUUGAAAUAUAUUUCAACUACUGUGUGGCAAUCAAUUGAAUCUAUAUUAAUUACGAAUCUGAGUGUUUAUAACGAACGAGAAUUGUUGAAUUACGCGAUUCAAGUAUUAUAUUUUAACAUACCAAGUGAAGGACCCGUGGGAAAAGGAGAAAAAAGAAUCUGUGUAAUAUAAUACGACGAAGUUACUCGACUACUCUCAUUUCAAGUGAUAUAAAUGUUCUUAGAUAAGUAGUGAGUUCGCGUAGAACCGUAAGUGAAACGUGG
Ceratina calcarata is the source of this 4071-nucleotide messenger RNA. RefSeq lists its product as uncharacterized. NCBI's taxonomy places the organism in Eukaryota, Metazoa, Arthropoda, Insecta, Hymenoptera, Apidae. The transcript is spliced from 8 exons. The record is from RefSeq and is a predicted model, not a curated record. The coding region runs from base 452 to 2335 and encodes 627 amino acids.